Molecule: messenger RNA, 1020 nt
Organism: Trichoderma virens Gv29-8
Lineage: Eukaryota; Fungi; Ascomycota; Sordariomycetes; Hypocreales; Hypocreaceae
Exons: 2
Coding region: 1-1020 (339 amino acids)
Source: RefSeq, a predicted model, not a curated record
AUGAUGAGUGCAACGACAUCAGACUCGCAUGGGGCCCUAGACGUGCCGAAAAAUGUUCAUUUGUCAAAGAUUAGAUUCUCGUACCGAAAACUAGUCAGCAGAUGGCACCUCAACUUGUCCGUUCCUCGAUCUAUCUCGCCCUCAACAGCGCUUGUUUCAGCGGCUCUGACUACCGCAGCCCCGGUUUUCAAGUUCGGGACUCGACGUUUACUUUUUGUACCCGAAGUUCCAACUUUUACACGGCAGAUUUCCGUGAGCCAGUUGUCCUUUUAUACGGCAUCUGAAGGAGAUGAUGUUCCUCCGUCGACUCUUCGCUCGAGUUCUGUUGGAGUUCCCCAGCGUCCUUGCAUCCGCGUGCGAACAAUAUCCGCCGAUGGAAGCUUUGCUAGAAGUUCUUUGGGCCCUAACGAUUUCACCUGGAUGAACAACCGUAGGGAAGUACCAACUGCUGCGACAUUUGCACAACCUAUGUCAUCGACCUCACAUUGGCUUGAGAUCCCUCCUUCUCCUCACCAUCCAGGAAAUGGCAACAGCGAUCGCCAAAACCGCUUCAAACGUCGACCAUCCUUGUCUUGGUCUUUUCGCAAUGCGUCGCAGGACUCGCACGCUUCUCGGGCGUCCACACGGAGUGUUAGCUCACAGGUGUCGGUGGAUAUUAUGGACAAGUUCCGGAGGCUUCUCUCGACAAUGGACGACCUGAUCGAUAGCCACAAGAAGAAACUCCGAAGUCCGCUACUGAACAUUGGUCACACAAAGUCUUUAAAGAGCGAGUGUCGAGAAGCUCUAGUUUCCUUCCAGAAGGAAAUUCACUCGCUAGACCAAAAGCAAGUUACAGAUACUACGGACCCUCAUCACAGCAGCUCGCUUUUCAAGCUGUACCACGAGCUAAGGGAAAUGCUAUUGAACCAUAAAUGCGGUCUAUCUAAGGAUAAUCUCAGCGAUCCCAAUUAUUGUAAAGACUUCUGUGGGAAGAUUGAGGACUGCAGAGUCCGGUUGGCUUCCUUUAAACACGGCAUUUAA